AUGGGCGAAAACGAGAAUGAUAUUGCGGUGGACCCCUACUUCUACUCGAUGAAGGGUAACGACGAACCGGAUGACUUUCGGUCGGAGACUACCUCAAUCGCAUCGACAAUCGCAAGGGGCCGCUUGGAAAAUGGCCGGAGAUAUCAAGCGACCAAAGAAGAUAGCUAUUGGGGCCCCUCGGAUGAGCAGCAAUUCGAGGCAUUCGAGAUUAGCCAUAUCUUGUUCCUCGUGCUGGAUCACAACCAACCGAAUCCUCUUUUCCGUGCUCCUAUAGGUGAUUCGCCCAAGCAUAUUCUUGACAUUGGAACUGGAAAGGGUAGCUGGGCAAUGUAA
Penicillium brasilianum is the source of this 333-nucleotide messenger RNA. The record is from the annotation of a GenBank genome assembly. Lineage: Eukaryota; Fungi; Ascomycota; Eurotiomycetes; Eurotiales; Aspergillaceae.